GUUCGCUGCAAGCCCAGGCGCCACCCACAUUCUCCGCCAGGGACCCAGCGUUCUGGCCCCCCCAGUUACUUUACCGACUACAGACCCCCGGGAUCCCAAGCCCCCACCCUGUGCUCCCUGAUGAACCAUGAGCCUCCCCCGCCCUCUGGUUCUCCCAGGGACCCAGACUCCAGCCAUCUCUCCCCUCCUUUCCCCUCCAGGGCCUACCAGCUCUGAGCAGAUCAUGAAGACAGGGGCCCUGUUGCUUCAGGGUUUCAUCCAGGAUCGAGCAAAGCGGAUGGGGGGAGAGACGCCCGAGCUGGCCCUGGAACGGGGACCCCAGGACCCAUCCACCAAGAAGCUGAGCGAGUGUCUCAAGCGAAUUGGGGAUGAGCUGGACAGUAACUUGGAGUUACAGAGGAUGAUUUCUGCCGUCGACACAGACUCCCCCAGAGAAGUCUUCUUCCGGGUGGCCGCCGAGAUGUUUUCUGACGGCAACUUCAACUGGGGCCGAGUGGUUGCCCUGUUCUACUUUGCCAGCAAGCUGGUGCUAAAGGCCCUCUGCACCAAGGUGCCCGAGCUGAUCAGGACCAUCAUGGGCUGGACGCUGGACUUCCUGCGGGAGCGACUGCUGGGCUGGAUCCAGGACCAGGGUGGUUGGGAUGGCCUCCUCUCCUACUUCGGGACCCCCACGUGGCAGACGGUGACCAUCUUCGUGGCCGGUGUGCUCACUGCCUCGCUCACUAUCUGGAAGAAGCUGGGCUGAGACGCCCGAGGCCGCCUUGGACUGUGUCUUUUCUGCAUAAAUUAUGACCUUUGGGGUGGGGUGGAGGACGGGUGGGA
Molecule: messenger RNA, 822 nt
Organism: Echinops telfairi (small Madagascar hedgehog)
Lineage: Eukaryota; Metazoa; Chordata; Mammalia; Afrosoricida; Tenrecidae
Gene: BAX
Product: BCL2 associated X, apoptosis regulator
Exons: 5
Coding region: 128-745 (205 amino acids)
Biological process (GO): release of cytochrome c from mitochondria; positive regulation of apoptotic process; extrinsic apoptotic signaling pathway in absence of ligand
Cellular component (GO): mitochondrial outer membrane
Molecular function (GO): protein homodimerization activity; channel activity; protein heterodimerization activity
Source: RefSeq, a predicted model, not a curated record